Messenger RNA from Setaria italica (foxtail millet), 2244 nucleotides. RefSeq names its product probable serine/threonine-protein kinase At1g54610. Gene Ontology annotation, molecular function: ATP binding; cyclin-dependent protein serine/threonine kinase activity; RNA polymerase II CTD heptapeptide repeat kinase activity. The record is from RefSeq and is a predicted model, not a curated record. The transcript has 10 exons. Gene Ontology annotation, cellular component: nucleus; cyclin-dependent protein kinase holoenzyme complex. Gene Ontology annotation, biological process: protein phosphorylation; positive regulation of transcription elongation by RNA polymerase II. NCBI's taxonomy places the organism in Eukaryota, Viridiplantae, Streptophyta, Magnoliopsida, Poales, Poaceae. The coding region runs from base 1 to 1884 and encodes 627 amino acids.
AUGAUAGUGCGCAAUCGUGCUAUUGCAGCUAACCUUGAUUUUUCUGAGGAUGAGCACUAUUGCUCCCUGACUGCACUUGCUGGUGAACUUGUCGGCGCUCACGUUAUUGUACAAUGGUGGUGGUAUGCUGAAUUUGGCAAAGCAGCCUGGCAGCACAAUUCAGAUACUGGGAGCAGAGAAGGCCUUGAUCAGAGAUCUAAAGAUGAAGCAUUUGAGUCAGAGCCACAGUUGCCGCAGCAGGAGGGUGUCGACUCCUCCGACGCCGCCGCCGCGCCGGCGGAGGCUGGCGCGGCGCCGGAGCAGCAGGCGGCCGAGAAGCCCGAGAAGCCGGCGCAGGUGAAGAGGGAGCGCCGGUCGCGGUCGUCGCGCUCCGCUACCGCGGCGGCGGCCGCCGCGGCGCACGCGGAGGUGCGCCUGGGCGGGAGCUUCGCCAACAAGGCGCGCGGCGAGCAAGUCGCCGCAGGCUGGCCCGCCUGGCUCUCCGCCGUCGCCGGGGAGGCCAUCGACGGCUGGACCCCGCGCCGCGCCGACUCCUUCGAGAAGAUCGACAAGAUCGGCCAGGGCACGUACAGCAAUGUGUACAAGGCGCGGGACUCGCUCAGCGGCAAGAUCGUGGCGCUGAAGAAGGUGCGCUUCGACAACCUCGAGCCCGAGAGCGUGCGCUUCAUGGCGCGCGAGAUCCUCAUCCUGCGCCGCCUCGACCACCCCAAUGUCGUCAAGCUCGACGGGCUCGUCACCUCCCGCAUGUCCUGCAGCCUCUACCUCGUCUUCGACUACAUGGUCCACGACCUCGCGGGCCUCGCCGCCAGCCCCGAAAUCAAGUUCACGCUGCCCCAGGUCAAGUGCUAUGUGCAUCAGUUGUUGUCAGGGCUCGAGCACUGCCACAACCGGGGAGUGUUGCAUCGCGACAUCAAGGGAUCAAAUCUGCUUUUGGACAACAACGGUGUCCUGAAGAUUGCAGAUUUUGGCCUAGCAUCAUUCUUCGACCCCAACCAUAAACAGCCAAUGACGAGCCGGGUGGUCACACUCUGGUACCGGCCACCGGAGUUGCUGUUGGGUGCGACGGAUUAUGGAGUUGGCGUCGACUUGUGGAGUGCUGGAUGUAUACUUGCUGAAUUGCUGGCUGGGAAGCCUAUUAUGCCUGGACGGACUGAGGUGGAACAGCUGCAUAAAAUUUUUAAGCUAUGUGGCUCUCCAACAGAAGAAUAUUGGAAAAAAUCAAAGUUGCCUCAUGCAACUAUAUUUAAGCCUCAACAGCCAUACAAAAGGCGAAUAGCGGAUACAUUCAAAGAUUUCCCUCAAUCAGCACUACGACUGAUUGAAACACUACUUGCAAUUGAUCCAGCUGAUCGUUUAACGGCAACAUCUGCAUUACAAAGUGAUUUCUUUACAACGGAGCCUCAUGCAUGUGAACCAUCAAGCCUGCCCCAAUACCCACCAAGCAAAGAGAUGGAUGCGAAACGAAGAGAUGAAGAAGCUAGACGCUUAAGAGCUGCUGGUGGUAGAGCUAAUGGAGAUGGAGCAAGGAAGACAAGGACACGAGACCGGCCUAGGGCUGUUCCAGCUCCAGAGGCAAAUGCUGAACUUCAAGCAAAUAUUGAUAAAAGAAGGUUAAUAACACAUGCAAAUGCGAAGAGCAAGAGUGAAAAGUUCCCUCCGCCGCAUCAGGAUGGUGCACUUGGAUAUCCCUUGGGCUGUUCAAAUCACAUGGAGCCGGCAUUUGAGCCCCCAGAUCCUUCUUCCUUCAGCACUGUAUUUCCUUAUGAAAAAGGCGCCGUGCCUACCUGGUCUGGACCAUUGGCUGACUCUGCAGCAGGCAACCAGAAGCGGAAACACAAGUCUGGCCGCUCAUCAAAACAACCUUCAACUGCCCGUGCUAGAUGAUAUAUCAUGUCGUGCUUAGUGCAAAAGAAGCCUUCAAUACUGAAAAAGAAUACUCUGCAGCGGUUCCUACAAACUAAGAGAUCUGAGUUGGAAUCGAGGGCUGCAACAAUGAAUUGUUUUUUCUCAGAUCCAUUCAUGUACGGAAUUUUUCCGAACAUCGGUCAGUGUAUAGGCUGGAGAGGGAGCUCAACUAGUCAAUUCUGUACAUUAGGUUCUCUUUUCCAUUCUUUAUAAGCAGCAAUAUGUUAUGUUAGAUUUAUUUGAGUGAGGAAUGGAACUGUUAGGUCUACUUACUUAACAUGUCACUCUACAUAGCUUACUUUCAAUCAAUUGAAUAUUUUUUAUCUGCUAUUCCGUAAA